Messenger RNA from Aspergillus versicolor CBS 583.65, 1320 nucleotides. RefSeq lists its product as uncharacterized. Bases 1 to 1320 code for a protein of 439 amino acids. The transcript has a single exon. NCBI's taxonomy places the organism in Eukaryota, Fungi, Ascomycota, Eurotiomycetes, Eurotiales, Aspergillaceae. The record is from RefSeq and is a predicted model, not a curated record.
AUGUCUGGAUACAACGCUGCUUCGAACGCAGGCGCGCACGCCUCAGACCUUGCGAACAAGCUCGACCCCCGCGUCGACUCGUCGCAGUUAGGUUCUAGCACCACCCGCUCCGGGAACCAGUACGGCUCUGGAACCGGCGGCUCGGGCUUCGGCGAUACCUCCCAGUACGGCUCUGGCGGUGGCAGUGGCACUGGCUCUGGUGCUGGCGGUGUCACCUCUGGCUAUGGCUCCAACACUGGCGGCUACAACACCGGCGGCACUGGAUAUGGUUCUGGCACGAAGGGUACCACCGGCGGUACUGGAUAUGGAUCUGGAGGCCAAUACGGCUCUAGCACUGGCACUGGUGCCGAGAGUGGCUAUGGGUCUAGCCAGUACGGAUCUGGCACUGGUGCUACUGGCACAAGCGGUGCUGGGUAUGGAUCUGGAGGUCAGUAUGGUUCCGGCACAGGUACUACUGGCACUACCGGAGCCACUGGCGGUUCUGGAUAUGGAUCUAGCGGUCAAUACGGAUCCGGCGCUGGCACUACUGGUGCUACCGGCACCAGCGGUGCUGGAUAUGGCGGAUCCGGCGCUGGCACUACUGGAACCACCGGCGCCAGCGGCGCUGGAUAUGGAUCUAGCGGUCAGUAUGGUUCCGGCACAGGUACUGGCACUACCGGAGCCACCGGCGGUUCUGGAUAUGGAUCCGCAGGCCAAUACGGAUCUAGCACAGGUACUACUGGUGCUACCAGCACCAGCGGAUAUGGAUCCGGCGCUGGCACUACUGGCACUACCGGGGCUGCCGGCGGUGCUGGAUAUGGUGCCGAGAGCGGUUACGGUUCUGGAGCUCGCCAUGGCGCUGAGUCUGGUCAGUAUGGCUCUGGAGGCCAGUACGGAUCUGGCACGGGCACUGGCACUGGUGCCGAGUCUGGCCAGUAUGGAUCUGGAGGUCAGUACGGAUCUGGUACCGGUGCCGGUUCCCAAGGCACUCAAGGCACUCAAGGCGCCCAAGGUGCCCAGAGUUCCCAGGGUGCUCAGAGCGCCCAGGGCGCUGCCUCUCACGCCGAGAAGGCUCACAGCUCCAGCCUUUUGAACAAGCUUGACCCCCGCGUUGACAGCUCCACUGGCACCUUCAAGCCUGGCCACGGCGGCCACGGCAGCCACGGUGCCAGCGACAGCGCCAGCAAGGCCGGUGAAUAUGGUAACAAGGCUGGCGACUACAGUAGCCAGGGCGGCCAAUUCGGUGGCAAGGCUGGCGAAUACAGCAGUAAAGCCGGUGAAUAUGGCAGCAAGGCUGGAGACUACAGCAGCAAGGCGGGCGAGUACACCAAAGGCCUCUAA